Molecule: messenger RNA, 1143 nt
Organism: Uncinocarpus reesii 1704
Lineage: Eukaryota; Fungi; Ascomycota; Eurotiomycetes; Onygenales; Onygenaceae
Exons: 2
Coding region: 1-1143 (380 amino acids)
Source: RefSeq, a predicted model, not a curated record
AUGCCGAGACGGGACUUCAUCCGAGACCUACAGCAGGAAACUUCUUCAAGGGAGUAUGCUGGUAUUGUUAAUAUCAAGCCUGGAGAAGAUGACGGCUCCAUUUCGUGCAGCUUCAAACCUGAUGCAGAGCAGGCGAUGCCCAUUGAUAUUCAACUAUUAGUAUCUGAUCUCUCGGACUAUCCUAAUGAGCACAAAUAUCUUUUGUUUACAACAUCGGAUGACGUUCCCUAUGCCAUUUCGAGAUGCUUGGAAAAGGUUCAAACGCGUCUCGGGGGGUUACGGGUUGCGGAUGUGCUGUCGCGCCUGUCGGCUGCCCUCCGUAACGCCGGACCACUCGGUCUAGAAGAAUCUAGUAACGAGUCUGCCGAUGACGGAGAAAACAACUGUGAUAUGGAGGACGAUAUCGAGGAUUUUACUGGUGAUUGGUCUCCUAGCUCUGCAUUCCUCGCCGAAUCCAACAUGAAUUCCUCCAAUGAGGGGUUGAGAAAUGAUGGUAUUGAAAUUUUGAUACGCAAACUCGCAUCGGAGCUCCAGACAGCAAAACUAGCCGGCUUUAGGGUGGGAUACCUGGGUAAUGAGAUGAAUCCCAUAGUUUGUAUUUCUUGUCGCAUUGGGCGGCUGGGAAUAUCGGAGGAGGCUAUGCAAGCCUGGAGGGUAAAUGGGCAGCAAUACCUGCUUUGUCUGGUUCGCUACGUUGGAAGAUACAGGCCCCUCGACGAAAUAAUGGAAGGAGAUGCUACUCUCGGAAAAACGUCCGUGGAGAUACUUGUCGACUUGUGUGAUUCUUAUAAACCGACGUUGGACAGCGCGCUUGCUGCGCUUGCUGAACAUCAUAGGGGUUUUGAGACUACGACACUGGGCGAACUUCAAAACAAAGAUGUCAAGCCGAGACCCAGGAGUGUCAUUCGAUCUUUUAUCAGCAAGCCCUUGAAUUCCUUGAUGAACGAGCGUUUCGUGAAGAUUCUACGCUAUAGACUCUUAUAUGGCUUUUCAUGGGAUGGAGCUGAACGGUUUUUCAACGAUAUUCAAGGGAAGCCUCUCGGAAAUGUUCACCCUGGAGACCCAAGGUACUCGACAGACGAAGGGGAAGCCCUCUGUCGCGACCGCCUUAAUGCGAUUCGUAACAGGAGACCACAUCCUUGA